AUGGCGGCUCUCAUCGGAUCUUUCGGUAUCAGGAAUGAGAAGUUGAGCGUUGAAGAAAAAGAAGCAACCAACUUGCCUUUGCUGGAAACUGCGCACGCAUUGAGCAACGAUCAACCACCACCACCCGACCCGCCUACCAUCAACAAUCCAAACACCGAUGAGCCGAAAGUUUCAUCACAAGAAGAGGGACCCACGGUGAAAAAGGUGAUUGAAGUAAACGAUGUGCCCGUUUACCUUCCAAACCAUCUCCUCAUGGAUGACUGCAAUCACUUCAAAUGCGUGAUUUACGAGCGUAUCGGAUUUGACGACCUCGUUGGUGGAACCUAUUUGGCUACGGUUCAUGACAAGGAAUUGGUGCUUCGCGUUGAAAAGACUCCGGCCCGAAUUGUCACUCAGGAAUUUGAGUUCCUCAAAAAGAUUGAGGCAACUGGCGAAUGGCUUCACUUUUCCCAGCUUCACAGCGCCUGGCAAGCCGACGGAUACGCAUUUUACAUGGUCUACCACAGAGGUGGCCCAAGUUUCCGAGAAGUGCGCGACUUCAUGAAAAACCGUACUUUCUCACAUGGAUCUGCCGGUCGACUUAUGCGUGACAUUUUCAAGUGCAUCCAUUUGGUUCACAAGCAAAACAUGCUGGUUCGUUGCAUGGACUCGGAGAUGUUCCAUUUUGAUGCGGCUAGCCGAAAUCUCUUCAUGAGCAACCUCUCGACCCUUCGCGCCGAUGCGGGCAAAAAGGAAUGGGAUGUACCCGUGCUUUGGGCUGGUGGUCUGCACUAUGCACCUUUGCAGAAAGACAACAUACAUGCUCGUGAUGACAUUGAGGCAUGGCUUUACCUAUUCAUCGAGCUGGUUCGUGGCGAGUUGCCCUGGAGUGGAAAACGCACUGACGAGAUUCAGGAGAUCAAAGCUUCGUAUUCGCGUGAUGUCUCCCUUGUCAAGGGACUUCCUUUUGUCUACACCGAGUUGUACCAGCUUGUGAUGGCUCUUCCAAAUAAUUCGCCUUAUGUACCCGAGGUGUGCUACACUGAGAUCGAGGAUUUUUGCACUCGAAUCGCCGAGCAAGUUGGUGGUGUCAAGAGCCUCGACGACAAUCUCGACUUUGAGCGUGAUCCCAAUGAAAGCGAGCUUCCAAGAUUUAUCAUGGAGAAAAUCGCUCAAGAAGCCCCAAAACUUGAC
Messenger RNA from Mesorhabditis belari, 1173 nucleotides. The record is from the annotation of a GenBank genome assembly. Lineage: Eukaryota; Metazoa; Nematoda; Chromadorea; Rhabditida; Rhabditidae.